GACCAUUUGUGCACAAUGGAAACUAAUUCAUGUUUAACACAUUCUGAUCUUUCAGAUAAUGAAUCAUCUAGAGAUCAAGGAAGCAGUCUUAUCUUUUCUACCAGGCCUUCCUGUUGAAACCCUGACUUCCUUGGUGGAAGGGUUUGAAGAGCUUGGAGUGGAGACCAGGGCAGACCUUGCUUUGGUACAAGAAAAGGAUCUGGAGAAAUACCUCAGACCAAUCCAGUGUCGAAAACUGCUGAGUGGCAUUCAGAAUGAAGGUAAAUCCAUAUUUUGACAGUUAUCUUCAUGUCCCUCAUCAUCAAGUUCUGAAAGCACAUGCUCUUCUUUCCGCUCAAAUACUCCAUGUACCUCACUAUGUACCUCACCAAGUACUCAAGUUCCCUCAUCAUCUUUGUCGUCACCCACAAUUCCUGGCCAGCAAUGGUAUACAAACUUCCGGGUCAGAUGGUACCAGACGCCAGCAGCAGUUCAAAAAGCAGUGGCAGAUCAAACAAGAGCAUCACCAGGGGACAGAAGAGAUAUGGUGAAGGUAGUGGUGGACCAAAUGUUGGAAAAUGAUCCCAACCCCACCAGAGGAAUGUGUCAAAGCAUUGCCCGGAGCAUUGUAAGGGACUAUCCGAAUACUUUUGCCGAUGUUGGGGGAAAAGGAGACAUUAUUGGAGAUGGCUGUCACUCUCUUCUUCAGCAAAUUAAAACGAGAGUAGAAUAUAAAAAUAGAAAAAACACUCUUGCACGGCGACGCAGAGAGAGAAGGCCCCACAUUGGAGUGGCAGAGGGGGCCAGAUAAAUGGCAAGAGGCCCUGUGGAUCAGUACGGAUGUGUGAGGUGGUGUCCUGAAAAACUUCCUGCUGGAGAGACCGAGGCAACCUUGGAUGAAAUGAAAAGGCAACUGUGCAACAUCUACUCAGAGGAAGGGAUGGGCGGGGCAGAGAGAGCUGGCCCUCUGAUGGAGAAGACCUACAUCAUUCAGCGCCGGUACCUGAACAGUGUGCCUGCACCAGCCAUUGCAGAAAUAAAGGAGGAAUGGCCUUUUCUAUUCUCGCAAAGAGGCCUUUACUCCCACUUUGGUCUGCUGACAGAUGUCUCCAUCCUCAAUAAGUUGCAAGAGGCCAUGAACGGAAAAGGCAGUACAGCCAUUCGUUUCUUCCAGGAACACAGCCGUCGUCCUGGGAUCGAGGAUGUCCUGAACACUUACGAGCCAGAGACUUCAGACAAGGCUGCAUGUGUCCUUAUGCUCCUGAUGGCAUAUUUCAAAGAGCCCAAGAAUUCCAUCAUGCUUGAGAAUGAUCUGUGUGCUACAGCUGCUGAUGUGCAGAGGACAGUGACGUUACCAAGCACCCCCUGCUUGAUUGUCCAAGGCGACCUGAUGAAGCCUAGCACCUGGAUGUUAUCCAUUGAAGGACAGGUGGUGAUGGGACCACAUGAUCGCUUUAUCAACGGGAUACCUGCGGUUUUUGCAAGCUACUACAAUUUGAACCUGCAAUAUCCUGAGGAUGGCUCCUGCACUUUGGAGUUUAUCCAAAGGUGCUUCUUGGGCAUUAACCCAGAGCAAGGCUCAAAAUCCAAGAGGCGUGGAGGCAUAAGCCGAAAUGUGAGCACACUCCAAAGAAAGCUUGUUGACUUUGAGUGGUCUUUGUAA
Molecule: messenger RNA, 1642 nt
Organism: Osmerus eperlanus (European smelt)
Lineage: Eukaryota; Metazoa; Chordata; Actinopteri; Osmeriformes; Osmeridae
Exons: 5
Source: RefSeq, a predicted model, not a curated record